Molecule: messenger RNA, 5072 nt
Organism: Hemiscyllium ocellatum (epaulette shark)
Lineage: Eukaryota; Metazoa; Chordata; Chondrichthyes; Orectolobiformes; Hemiscylliidae
Gene: slc22a15
Product: solute carrier family 22 member 15
Exons: 12
Coding region: 1-1503 (500 amino acids)
Biological process (GO): transmembrane transport
Cellular component (GO): membrane
Molecular function (GO): transmembrane transporter activity
Source: RefSeq, a predicted model, not a curated record
AUGGAUGUAGAUGGCGCGCUGGUGUCGGUCGGUGAGUUCGGGCGAUACCAGAAACAACUGACAGUGACUUUUGUCCUUCUACAGAUAUACGUGGCCUGCCAGUCGAUGCUGAUCGUUCUUGUUGGAGCCCAGCCUGAGUACAGUGUAAACACACAGGAAGUAAUCAGCACACAUGAAGAGCUUAUCAAACAUGUUGUAUUUGAGGAAGAUAUUACCUCCAUUGCAACUGAGUGGCACUUAAUCAGGCAGGAAGCAUACAAAGUGAACUUGGCUGGCUCCUUGUUCUUCGUUGGACUACUCAUCGGUAACAUUUUGUUUGGGCCCUUGUCUGACCGCUUUGGCAGGAAACCAAUCUUCCUCACAGGCUUGUUCCUUGAUGUGGUCUUUGGAUUUAUUACAGCAGUUGCUCCAAACUAUGAAGUCUUUGCAGUUACGCGACUUCUUGUUGGACUUGUGAAUGGUGGGAUGUCCCUGGUGGCUUUUGUACUGACACAGGAAUUUGUGGGAAAAUCCUAUUGGGCUUUGACAGGAUCGCUCACCAAUUUAGUGUUUGCAGUUGGAAUUGUUGCUUUCUCUGUUAUUGGCUAUUACAUCAGGAAUUGGCGUACUCUUGCUGCUGUAGCCAAUUGUCCUGGAGUGCUGUUUUUCCUUCUUUUCAUCCCAAUUCCAGAAUCCCCAAGGUGGUUAUAUUCGCAUGGGAAGACUGAGGAAGCAGAGGAGGUGCUACAAUAUAUUGCACAAAGGAAUGGGAAUGAGAAGAUCUUUGUGCAACUAAAACCCUGUGCUGGAACAUCAAAAACUGGUCAGUCAGCGCAUGGAGUGAUGGACCUGGUGAAGUAUCCGAAAUUACGCUGGAGAACUGCCAUUUUGAUGUAUGUGUGGUAUGUUUGCAGCCUUGUUUAUUAUGGCUUAACCUUGAAUGCAGGGGAUUUGAAAGGCAAUCGCUACCUGAACAUUGCUCUGUAUGGCCUUGUGGAAGUACCAGCGUUCCCCCUCUGCCUCUAUUUCAUUGACAAAUCCUGGUCAGGAAGACGGAAGACAAUGACAGCAUUCCUGUUAUUUGCAGGGCUUGCCUGCAUAAGUACCAUGUUCUUGCCUAGGCAUUUGGCAGGCUUUGACAUGGGAUUCUUGCUGAAUGUCACUUCAUUAGCACUGUGUGGAAAGUUAGCUGUCAGUGCUGCCUUUAAUAUUGUCUAUGUCUUUACUGCAGAGCUUUACCCAACUGUGAUCAGGAAUGCUGGAUUGGGAAUCUGCUCAAUGUCAUGCAGAGUUGGUGGGAUUCUGGCACCAUUUGUUCCUGCGCUGAAGUCGUUGAAUCCAUCAAUGCCAUUCAUAGUGUUUGGAAUUGCUGGGAUGUCAGCAGGAUUCCUGGGUCUCCUGCUUCCAGAAACAUUAAAUAAACCAAUUGCAGAGUCAAUAGAAGAUCUUCACACUCCAACCUACCAGAAGCUUGAAGACAAAAGGAAAAAAGGGGUUGGAUCACAGAACGUCACUCAGUCAUGAAGAUGAGAGGCUUAGCAAAGCAGAACUUAGACUGGAAGGACAAUCUACUGGACCUAAGAAAAAUGUUUUCAGAUGAGGACCGUGAAUUGCAAGGAGAAAUUUUACAAGAUUCUGCAGGAGAUUAUAUAAACAAUUCAGAGACUUUGAAUUGGUACGUUUUAAAUGAGCCUGGAUCUUCAAGAUGCCAACAUGCUAACUGAUUAAGGAAAGACUUAUUUAAGCUGAAGAAAUACCUCAGUUACUCACUUCCCAACAUUAGUUGGGUAACAGGAACUAUGAAUUGCCAUUGUUUACAUUUCAGCUUGUACAGUUUUGCAAGUAUUUUUGCCUUUGAGUCCUGCUGUCACAAGUACAAAGCUGCUGCAUUAUAUGAGGAAUAUCAUCACUUUCAAAAGAUUUUGGUGUUAGAAUUUAUUCACAAGACUUUUGGAGUAAAUUAUCAGUUUUAACAUAAAAUAUAACUUUGUAGCCUGGGAAGCUUUAAGCUCCAGUUUCUUUUUAAUGCACCUUGCAUUGUAAUGGAGAGCCUUAUAAUGAUUUGUAUGUAUUGGACAUGCUUUAAGCUCUCUGAAGUCUCUCCGUUUAGACAUCUGUCAUUUCUAACACGAUCACCUUUUAAGGAUCUAUGUUUUUUCCAUUUACAGAUAUUCCGAAAUGCUUCAGUUUUGCACUCCUGUAUUAAGGAGCCCAACAAUGCUACAAUUUUCAGUUAAUAGAAAGAUGUUUCUGGUUAGAAUUACUUAAUAUUGUAAGUGCAAUAUGUAUCUUGGCAUUUUAUCACUCCUUUGCUGUUGGAGUCUCAAAUGUCCCUUCAAGUGAAUUGGAUUGUGCCGUCCAAUUCUGAUGCCUUAUUGUUCCAAGAUUUGCAAGGAAAACCAAAAGAUAAAUCUUUAAACCUUGAAUUAUUGUUAGUUCAGAUGAAAUCUUCCAGAAUAAUUUAUCUCACAAACCAUCCGUUUUGGAUAGCUAUUUGAUAGCUUUCCAUAUGGGUCCAUUUAGGUUUGAUUUAUGUUUUAAUAGCAUUGCUAAUGGUUCUCAUCUAAUGUGCAAUAUUUAUCAUUUAAGUGUUUAUUCUGCAGCAUUUAACUGCAGUUGAAUGAGACCACCCAGCAACAGGUUGCCAACUGACUUCAGUGUUACCUGUCAUUUGUCCAAAGACAUUUUGGAUCCUCUGUUCAUAAUCUGUUUGGCAGGUAGACAGAAUAUAGGAUUGGUCUGCAACAUCUGUUAAAGAGAAAGGAAAGCUACUUUAUUCUUGUAUGUUUUACAUUUCUGUUUCUCUUUGGGAGAUGUGCAGAACCUAGUGACCAAAUUGCCCACAUUCCAACUCUGUCACGUACUUCUAGUGACCCAGCUCUGCCUUUGGCAGGUGGAUCCAGUGAUCUAACUCUGACUCUGGCAGGUCAGGUGGAUCCAGUGACCCAGCUCUGACUCUGGCCGGUGGAUCCAGUGAUCUAACUGACUCUGGCCGGUGGAUCCAGUGAUCUAACUCUGACUCAGGCAGGUGGAUCCAGUGACCCAGCUCUGACUCUGGCUGUUGGAUCCAGUGAUCUAACUGACUCUGGCAGGUGGAUCCAGUGACCCAGCUCUGACUCUGGAAAGUGGAUCCAGUGAUCUAACUGACUCUGGCAGGUGGAUCCAGUGACCCAGCUCCAUAACUGGCAGGUGGAUCCAGUGAUCUAACUCUGACUCUGGCAGGUGGAUGUGUGAACCCAUUGUGGAAGGUGAAUACAGAAAUAACGUGCUCUUUGACUGUGGCAGAUGGAUCCAGUGACUUGACUUUCCACACUGGCAGCUUGAACUGUGACUGCAUUAACCCCAGAUAGUCUGCAGCUUGAUCAUCCAGUUGGUUUCAAAGGAAGCUAAGGAUUUCUGCUCCAUUGCAGUUGAGGCCUGGUACUGUCAUGCUCUUGUCUGUCAGGUAUCUUAGAUAUUUCAAAGGAUCAUUAGUUUGUUCAAAACAGUGUUCAGUUAUUGCAAAUAAAUUGAGUGCUUUGCAUUUUGCAAAAGUUUAAUCAGAAACAGUUAAUUUGUAAAAUUGCCCUACCCAAGCUCUAUGGCUGGUUUAAUGGAUUUGAUCAUCUGGGCUACAAAUGCCUUGUCAAUGAUGAAAGUUCAUAGUUUCAUUUUGCACUUGUAAUGACAUGAAUACACGUCUACUUGUGGUUGAAAGCUACGUAACUCAAUUUCACUGAUAACACAGUAUCUAUGCCCUAAGCUCCUUGCUCGUUAUGUCUUUUCCAUUGCAUAAUGCAUUUUUUAAAAAGCACAGGGAAGACUUUUAUUUCAUAGGGCUAACACUGUGGAAUUUCUGUAGCAAGAACCUUUCUUACCUAUCAGACCCUUUUGUUAAAAAAUCGCAAGGACCUUGAAAACAGAGAACAAGAACAUAUAAAAGAUGUUGAGACAAGGUUUAAAAAUGUGUUCAGUGAAGUGAGUUCAUAUCUCAGUAUGAACUAAUAUCACUAAUCCCAGCUAGAGUAACCGUAGUAGGUGAUAUUAAUGGUGGGGAAAUGAUCCAUGAUUACUGAAGCUGAUUACUAUCCUGUAACCCCUAUUGAAAAGUGCCUCAGUGGGCUCUGGACCUGAGAGGGACCAGGCUUGGCUGUCUCCCCUCUCAGGACUUCCUGGCUGGUGCUCAGCUGUGAGAGCUUCAUUGUGAGGAUUGCUUCCUUGAGAUCUCAUUGGGUAGUGAGCUAGACUUGAUAACACUUCAUCCCAAGAGUUAGCCCUUUCUGGGCCUGGAGCAAUAGUAAAGGAACUGGUGUCAAAGCAAGGCAGUUUACGAGAUGGACUAAGAUGUCAAGUUUGGUAGAUGUAGGGCAAUUCAAAUAGGAGACGAUAGGCAUGCUGACAGUGUUUACUUAAUUAAAUGUAAUAUUGUAGAUAUCUACUUCAAUAGUUUUAAGUUAAUGUUGCCAUAAUAAAUGUAUUAGUGAGUUUAUUACUGGCAAUUAUGUUUUUGACAGUAUCUGUGUGGAGCUGAAAACGAAACAGAAAUCUUCGUCCGUGGAAGCCGGAUACUUCCCUAAACGUAUUUGCAAUUUUUAAGUUAGAACAUAUGAAGAGCAGCCAUUUGUUGAGCAAAGAACAUUCCACACCGUCAGUGGUUUGUGAGGUGCAGCUGUGUGGAAUCAGUAACUCAGCAUUUAUACUGUACUGGACUUUGUCCCUAAAAUGUGGCUUGUCACUUUAUGUACCCUGCCUGGCGUCUGUGUGCUGGUGAAAGAGAGACAUUCACCACCCCCAACCAACAACCCGAGCUUGCCUUGUGCAGGAGCUUUUUAACUCGCUGGUUGGGUAUAAAACUGGCAUAAUCGAGGAACCACCACUCAUGGAUUCACCCUUCAUUGUCAAGCUGAAAAUCUCACUGUAACUAAGUUAAACAAUCAGUUUCAUAUCUUACUCAUUCAAAACUAUUAUGCUUUUGUUUAACAGUUCUCAAAUGUGACAUCUCCACGUAUCGAUUUUGAGAGCUUGCUGACAGUUGACCAGAAUGCAUUGUAUCUCAUUUUUACAUACUGAAAACCUGCCACAUGUGUAACUGUACCAUGAAAUGUGACAUCAAA